Messenger RNA from Parathielavia appendiculata, 682 nucleotides. RefSeq lists its product as uncharacterized. Bases 177 to 620 code for a protein of 147 amino acids. The record is from RefSeq and is a predicted model, not a curated record. NCBI's taxonomy places the organism in Eukaryota, Fungi, Ascomycota, Sordariomycetes, Sordariales, Chaetomiaceae. The transcript has a single exon.
GGGUUACAUACCACCACCACUGCGGCAUGUCGUGCAACCACAACCCGCAGUAGAAAUGGAGACCGGUGAAACGACAAGAAGGCGCCAGCCGAGGCUGCAAUGGUGACCACUACGUGGGAUCCUUCGUGAGCCGCGUGCUACUGCUAGAGCAGACCCAGCACUCUCAUCGAGGCAGGAUGAAACAGUCUUUCGAACCGAGAGCGUUGUCAAGUGUGUAUUGUAAAUGCUAUGGCAGUUUCCUGUCCUCCGGCUUUAGCUUCGUUCUCUUUUUUGGAGAGUCCGGAUGGCUUCGGGUGCAUUGUGCUCAGCGGGCAGAGAAAGAAACAGAAAAUCCCAGGGAGAAACUCAUUAUGAUCCAUUAUCCCGUGUACUUGACCUUGAUGUUACAGAAAGAUGACAUUGUUCCUCCAGAUACGCGUCCAAUAUAUGCGCCAGAACGUCCCAAAGCCAAAUCAACCACAAUACAACCAUUUCCUGCCGUCCAUCCCCCAAGCAACUCCAGAUUCAGCCCAUGUCCCAAGUCUCCCAAACCAGUCCGAAGCAGCCAAACUCCCAAAAUGCCCUCCGGUCCAAUCUUGUCCACCUUUGUCCACCAAAGCCGAGUGCCGAGUGUCGAGUGAAGAGUGUUGAAUGCCGAGUGUUGAGUGUUGAGUGCCGAGUGUCCCAAUUGGUGGCCGUUGCU